Messenger RNA from Hibiscus syriacus, 1768 nucleotides. RefSeq names its product cytokinin dehydrogenase 6-like. The transcript is spliced from 5 exons. Lineage: Eukaryota; Viridiplantae; Streptophyta; Magnoliopsida; Malvales; Malvaceae. Bases 39 to 1595 code for a protein of 518 amino acids. Gene Ontology annotation, biological process: cytokinin metabolic process. The record is from RefSeq and is a predicted model, not a curated record. Gene Ontology annotation, molecular function: FAD binding; cytokinin dehydrogenase activity.
CUUCAUACGGAUUUAAACUCUAGAAAAGAGUUUCAAACAUGCUUUUCUUAAGAAGCAUUAUGAUCUUAUUCCUCGGUUGCAUAACCAUUAAAAUCAACCUCUGCUUUCCCAGCAUUAUUUCUUCACUAAAAACGCUUCCCAUUGAUGGUCAUUUCGAUUUCGAACAACUUCACCAGGCAGCUAAAGAUUUCGGCAAUAUCUACAGUGUCCUUCCCUCGGCUGUUCUAUGCCCCAAGUCGGUUUCGGAUAUCGCCACCACGGUGAAGCAUGUUUGGAAGAUGGGUCCUGGUUCGGGGCUCACAGUUGCAGCUAGAGGCCAUGGUCAUUCACUCCAGGGCCAGGCACAAGCGCCUGGAGGUGUUGUCAUCAACAUGGAAUCACUCCAAGGCCUUGAAAUGCAGUUUCACACCGGGAACUUCCCCUAUGUCGAUGUCUCCGGUGGCGAGUUGUGGAUAAACAUCCUGCGUGAAGGCCUUAAACAUGGGCUGGCACCGAAAUCUUGGACGGAUUACCUGCAUUUAACGGUUGGUGGUACGUUGUCGAAUGCCGGGAUCAGUGGACAGGCCUUCCGGCAUGGACCUCAGAUCAGUAAUGUUCAUCAACUGGAAGUUGUUACAGGGAAAGGAGAAGUGGUGAACUGCUCGGAGAAACAGAACAGCGAUCUCUUUUACAGCGUUCUUGGAGGACUCGGUCAGUUCGGUAUCAUAACACGGACUAGAAUAUCGCUGGAACCUGCACCGGAAAUGGUGAAAUGGAUUAGAUUGUUGUACAUUGAUUUUGCCACAUUUGCCAAGGACCAAGAGAAGUUGAUAUCUGGAGAAAGCACAUUUGAUUAUAUCGAAGGAUUUGUGAUAAUAAACAGAACUGGUCUCCUAAAUAACUGGAGAUCAUCAUUCGAUCCACAAGAUCCUGUUCAAGCCAGCAAAUUCAACUCAGAUGGAAGAACUCUCUUCUGCCUAGAAUUGGCAAAGUACUUCAAUCGAGACGAAACGGAUGUAGUAAGUCAGGAAAUUAAGAGUUCAUUAUCUCUGUUAAACCAUGUUCCAUCAACACUUUUUGUAUCUGAAGUUCCCUACAUUGAGUUUCUAGACCGAGUUCACAUUUCCGAGAUCAAACUAAGGUCGAAAGGUUUAUGGGAAGUUCCACAUCCAUGGCUUAAUCUUCUCAUCCCAAGAAGUAAAAUCCAAAUAUUUGCUCAACAUGUAUUUGGAAAUAUCCUUACUGAUACAAGCAAUGGCCCCGUUCUUAUCUACCCGGUUAAUAAAUCAAAGUGGGACAAUAGAACUUCAGUUGUACUACCAGAAGAAGAAGUUUUCUACUUAGUGGCAUUCCUUUCUUCUGCAGUACCUUCUUCAACAGGAACUGAUGGCUUAGGCCACAUACUAAUUCAGAACAAACGCAUUCUAGAAUUCUGCGAGAUAGCUCGUCUCGGUGUAAAGCAAUACCUGCCACAUCAUUCGACACAGAGAGAGUGGAAAGCUCAUUUUGGCUCACAAUGGGAAGCUUUCUCACGGAGAAAAUCGAGUUAUGAUCCCCUGGCAAUACUUGCUCCUGGCCAAAGAAUAUUUCAAAAGGCCAUACCUUACUCACAAUAACAUCUAGAGAAUACGCUAAAGCAUGUAGGUAAAUGUUUUAGCUGCAUAUUGGCAUAUAGUAGUGAAUGCCUCUCAAAUGUUGUAAGUACAGUGUAUAGGCUAGAUUUUUUUCCUCUUAAAUCCAAAGGGUCAAUCAUAUCAUAUGUAGAUUAUUGAUUAAAGCUGUAUAAGAA